AUGAAGCCAUUACUCUCCGCUGUUCACCUCCUCCUCCUUGCUCUUUUCCUCGACAUGCUAGUGCAGCCGUGCGCGCUCUUGGCCCUGAGCCCAAGCAGCUUAGCCGCCGGUGACAGCCUGAAGCCACCCAACUACAUCACCAGCCCUUCCGGCGACUUCGCCUUUGGUUUCCAUGCCCUCGACGCCAACGACACAUCCAACUCCUCCUUCCUCCUAGCGCUAUGGUUUCGCUUUGAUGCUAGCAGGGUCGUGUGGUUCGCGACCGACGCGGGCUCAGGCUCCGCCGUGGUCGCCCCAGGCCAGUCCGUUCUGAGCCUAACCACCGCUGGCCAGCUCUCCCUAGCAAAUCCCGGCAGCGACAAUGCCUUGUGGAACCCUUACACAGACCCCAGGCCAAACUAUGGCUCCCUUCUCGUGUUACGAGACAACGGCAACCUUCAGUUUGUCGCCUCGGAUGGUAAAACCGUUGUUUGGGAAACCUUUGCACACCCCACGGAUACUCUACUCCCAGGCCAAUCCAUGCCCCCUGGAUCAAGUCUUCGGUCUAGGGCCUCGGACAUGGACUUCUUGGUCGGCCGUUUCAGUUUUAAUGUGCAGGGUGAUGGGAACAUUGUCGGGUACAUAGUGGACCUGCCAGGAGUUACCAACCCCAUCAAUGCCUACUGGGACACCGGCACUUGUUGUGCUGGGAACACAACUCUCUUCUUCAACGCCGGGCUCGUCGGGCACCUCUACUACCUGCUCACAGAUGGCACUAAGCAUAACUUGACAACUCCUCAGUCCUUGUAUUCCUCCAACAAUAAUAGGCUCUUCUACCAGCACGCCAAGCUCGAUCCAGAUGGCAUUUUCCGUGUCUACAUCCUCCCCAAGAACACCACCGGCAAUGGUGCCAGCACAUGGCAUGUCAUGGACCUGGUACCAAGCGAUGGCUGCACAAAGGUGACAAAUAUUGGUCAACAUGGUAUGUGUGGACCGUACUCAUACUGUAUAUAUGAUGCUAACAAGCGGCUUGACUGUGAAUGUACAAGUGGCUAUAGUUUCUUGGACACUCAAUUUAGGUAUAAAGGCUGCACUCCAGCAUUUCUUCCGGAUAGCUGCGACGGGAAGAGCCAUGCUUCUGAGUUCAAGCUCAUGGAGUUGCCAAACACACACUGGAAAUCAAUAGUAUACUACAAGUGGCACCAAUCAAUCACAGAGGAGGAAUGCCAAGAUUUGUGCUUGAAUAAUUGCUUAUGUGGAGCUGCGUUGUUUGAUGGAAAUACCUGUGUAGAGGCUGCUAUGCUUACAAGUGGGUUUCAAGCAAAUGACACAACUACGAGGGCAAUGAUAAAGGUCCGUACAAAAAGACCACCUGUUUUGAUCCUACCAUAUGUAGUCAUUGCUGGAUUAGCCAUGUUAUUGCUGGCCACUACUUGCAUCCUCCUAGUAUAUUGCUACAUCACUAAGAAAGCAGGAAAGAACCGUUUGAGCGCGAUGGUUUUCACUCGCAAGGAGCUCCACCGGGCAACCAAUGGCUUCAGCAAGUUGCUGGGCCAAGGGGGAUUUGGCAAAGUUUACCAUGGCAUUGUUAAGUCUCUAGAACCACACGACGUUGCCGUGAAGGAACUCAGGAGCAGAGAUGAGUACCAGGAGGUUGAAUUUGAGAACGAGGUUCAAUCAAUUGGUAGGAUCCACCACAAGAAUCUGGUUCGAAUGGUUGGGUACUGUAAGGAAGGGGUGCACCGAAUGCUUGUGUUUGAGUUCAUGCCAAGAGGCUCCCUCGGUGACAUCCUUUUCAAGUCCGAGAGACCAUCUUGGAGCUGGCGUGCUGAGGCAGCACUAGGUAUCGCGAGGGGGUUGGAAUACCUGCACUACGGGUGCACCUCCCAGAUUAUCCACUGUGACAUCAAACCUGAUAAUAUUCUGCUGGAUGACAAGUGUGUCCCGAAGAUAACAGACUUUGGGAUUGCCAGGCUCCUCAAUGGCAACAAGGUGAAACAAACAAUCACUCAUGUUCGAGGUACGUUAGGCUACCUUGCACCGGAGUGGUUCAACAACGAGAGGAAGGUGGACAGCAAGGUGGACGUGUUCAGUUUCGGUAUUGUUCUUCUAGAGAUGAUCUGCUGCAGGAAAUACCCAAGUGAGGAUGGGCGGCAAUGCAAUGACGAUGCCUCGGACCCAGGCAUGCCUGUGACACUAAGAGCAUGGGUAUCAGACUUGAUUAGAGAAGGCAGCAUUGAGCGUAUUGUGCAGGGCGACAACAGUGCGCUACAGGACUUGCAGAGAGUGGAGAGGUUCGCACGCAUUGCGGUUUGGUGCGUGCAGGGGGAUCCGUCGACGAGGCCAAUGAUGCGGAACGUGGUGUGCAUGAUGGAGGGCACCAUGGAAGUUUACCCGCUACCUAGUGACCCUCCGAGGGUUCAUCAUGACUUCCCGCCGCCCCUCUCACCCAGUAGCGGCAGUGGUAUGAUCGAGUAA
This is a messenger RNA of Panicum hallii, 2457 nucleotides long. Its product is annotated as G-type lectin S-receptor-like serine/threonine-protein kinase LECRK4. The coding region runs from base 1 to 2457 and encodes 818 amino acids. Gene Ontology annotation, molecular function: protein serine/threonine kinase activity; ATP binding. NCBI's taxonomy places the organism in Eukaryota, Viridiplantae, Streptophyta, Magnoliopsida, Poales, Poaceae. The transcript has a single exon. Gene Ontology annotation, biological process: protein phosphorylation. The record is from RefSeq and is a predicted model, not a curated record.